Amoebophrya sp. A25 is the source of this 1410-nucleotide messenger RNA. NCBI's taxonomy places the organism in Eukaryota, Dinophyceae, Syndiniales, Amoebophryaceae. The record is from the annotation of a GenBank genome assembly.
ACUGAAACUUAUAAACUAAAAUCACCAGAAGAUAUAUCACCAGAAAUCACCAUCAAAAGUUGAAAUAUGUAGAAGUCCACAAACUCAAAAGAAGAUGGGAGGCGACAACGUUGAGAUCAAUUUGAGCGAGCCUCAUGUGCUUUCUGGGGCUACAGCUUCGGACCUGGACAAGGCUGAGAACCAUUUGGCGGGAUACAAUGACAGAGUCAUAGCGGUUUGGAAGGUCAGCGCUGACAGCAUAGAGAAAGUGACGGAUUUCUGGAGGUAUUUCCCUAAAGGUUGCUUGCUUCUUCCGUGUUGCUGGCCGUUGUUGAUCUUGUGUUUGCCGUGUACGAUUCGUACUAUUUUUCGGGCACAGGCGGGGCAGACGGGGGCCCUUCGAACUCAAAUGGAAGGCACCCUUUACAUUCUAGGCACCAAAAAUCUCUACCGAUUGGUCGAUCUUCCCGCACAAGAGCUUCCAUCUGAAAGAAGGAAGAAAAAGAGCAAAAAGAAAAGGAACGAAACUGCCAAUCUGAGGUUCACGAGGGAUCAGAGCGGUUUUCAACCUUUGGAAACGAUUACAUCGGCAACCGUGGACGACGCAGGAACAACGUGCAUACCCACAUUCGGGAUGCCACCAGUCCCUAGUGUCAACGUUGGGCUUCCACCGGGAGCAGCGCUCGCCGAACCUCCACGACGAAUGAUUAGCGCGCCAGGUGGAAUGAUCUCGAUGAGGCAAAUGCGAAUGUACGUAGAUGACCCAGAAGAAGCCUGCAACUUGAUCAUGGCGGCAAAAAAGAAAUGCGUGGAAGAGGUAGCGCUCACUACAACCAUGUCAGUUCCCCCACAGAUGCAAGAAAUGGUCGCGGCUCCUGAUAGUCCUCCGACAGCUGAUACAGCUGAACAAAACGGUGAGACAGAUAUAGUUAGAGACGAAACCGCUGCUGGUCAUAUUGGACAAGCGGCUGGUGCAGUUGCUGGCAACGAUCGCAACAAAAAAGGCGAGAAGGGACCCAGGGGCAGUGCCAGCGGCCCGGCGAAGGGGAAGAAAGGCAAGGGCAAGCAGGCGCGUGGUGGCAAAUGAGGAGAUGUCUAGUCAAAGAAACCAACAUCAUCAUCUUCACGGUCAAGGUUGAUGAGGAGUCGACCGUGAAGAUGAUUACGUUGGUUUUCUAUUUUUAACAAUAAGUUGACGCCCAUUAUUCUCUGACCUCAACAAGUGUGGACCUGUGUUGGAGAUCCACAGAGUGUACUCCUGACUUACUGUCUGCAUGGCAGUUCCCCCCGGUAAUGCGGGCACUUUGUUUCUGUCCCACAUCUCAACAUUGAGAGCAAAAAAUGGGUAUCCCCCUCCCGCUAACCCGAUGAGCACUUUUGAUGUAAGGAGAACCCACAAAUAUGGACGCGGAAUCCGAGUCGAUGGCAAAA